Messenger RNA from Malus domestica (apple), 796 nucleotides. RefSeq lists its product as uncharacterized. The record is from RefSeq and is a predicted model, not a curated record. Gene Ontology annotation, molecular function: calcium ion binding. NCBI's taxonomy places the organism in Eukaryota, Viridiplantae, Streptophyta, Magnoliopsida, Rosales, Rosaceae.
CAAUGUGAAUAGAAUGCUAUAAUACCAAAGAUCGUCCCUCCUCUUACUCUUAUUCUUAACUUAUCAUCCAACCCAACUCGCAAAAAGCUCUGUAGCUCACUACUGCGCCAUGGGACAAGUCCUCGACAGGUUACAAGGUAAGCAAUGGAGGCGAAAGCAAAUAAAAAGGAUUUCAGAGAAGUUGUUUGAACAAUUUAGAAAUGAUAGAAGAACGGAUAACUUGAAAAUCAACGAUCUGUACAUCGGUGUACUACUUGUGUACAAUGAUAUCAAUAAGCAUUUAUCCGGCCAGCAUUUUGAUCCACCCUCGAAAGAUCAUGUCAGAGAAAUGAUGAAGGAAAGCGAUUUAAAUCUUGAUGGAGAAAUUGACCGCGAAGAGUUUGCAAAGUUCAUCGAGCACUUGACAGCGGACAAUUUGGUUGUUCUCGAUCAACUGAUCCUCACACUGGUUGCAGCACCGGCGGUUGCAAUGGCGACAAAGAGGGUUACCGAGGGUGUACCGGGGAUCGGAAAGGUCGUGCAAAGGUUACCCGAUUCAGUUUAUGCAUCCCUUGUGACUCUUACUGUUGUGCUGCUUCAACAAGCGCACCAGGAGUUCGGUUAGCCGCAAGUUUGUUCUCAGUUCAAUCUUUCUAUGGUCUAUUUAGGUCUACUUUGAUAUUGCUGUGCUUUUUAAAAAAAAAAAAAUUGUUUCAUACUAUAAUGUGAGAAUAAACAGAUCUAAAAUAAAAUUGUUUAGUGUUUGGUAAAUGAUUAAAAAUAAUAUGGUGUUAAAUGUAAUAUGAUAGAUGUAUGG